AUUCAGGUAGCGACUUCAACGAGGGGGUAAUAAUUUUGCAGACCCCCCGAAAAAAAAAUGUGAUUAGUUCAGUAAUCUGUACACGACUUCAUGAUGGCUUCAGUCCCCUUUAACAGAAUAAUAACACAACCCAGUAGUUCCGCAUAGUGACUGAUGACUCGAUGAUCGAGUGGGCGGGGCUUCUUUAGUUCAGGUGCGUUCAGACAGGUGUGUUAAGAAGAAAAGACACCGGCUUCAACUGGCUUUCUAAAAAGAUGAUUUAAAAAUAAGACUGUUGCCGACAUGUUAAAACAAACAUGCGAUCCUCUGUGCUUUUACUACUCGUUGGGAUUCACCUCGCAUUUGGCGCAAAACACUCUCUAAAAUAUUUCUACACUUCGGUGUCUGGAGACGAGAAGUUCGCUGCAACUGGUUUGGUCGAUGAUGUUCAGUUUAUGUACUUUGACAUCAACACAAAGAAAGCUUCACCAAAAACAGAAUGGAUGAGAGAGAACAAAGAAUCAGAUUUCUGGGACAGUCAGACAUAUUCAUUGAUUGAACAACAUCACUGGAUUUUAAACACCAUCUGGACAGAGUCAGCAGGUGAGCACACAUACCAGAUAACCUACGGCUGUGAAUGGAACGAUGAAACUGGGAAAACAAAUGUGUUCCGUCAGUAUGGAUAUGAUGGAGAGGAUUUCCUGUUUCUGGAUUUGAAGAGGGAUGAAUGGAUAUCUCCAAUGAAGCAAGGAUUCAGGACUCAAGAGAGGUGUAACAAUGAAACCAUCCGUCUUUCGCACUGGAAAAACUACCUUAAAAUGGAUUGUAUCGACACUUUGAAGAAGCUCCUGCAGCUUGGAAAGAGCAGCCUGGAGAAAACAGUCUCUCCUCAGGUGUCUCUGUUACAGAAGAACUCCUCCUCUCCAGUGUUGUGUCACGUCACAGUCUUUUAUCCCAGUGAUAUUACAAUCACCUGGAUGAGAAACGGACAAGAGCUUUAUAAGAAUGUGAAGGUUGGUAAACUUCUUCCCAAUGAGGACGGCACCUUCCAGAAGAUUGUGACCCUCCAGACUGAACCUGAUGAGUGGAGGAAUAAUGAGUUCAGCUGUGUGGUGGAGCACCAGAACAAAACCAUCAGAAAGACUCUGACAGAGAAUGAAAUCAGGACUAAUAAUAAAACACCUGCUCCGGUUGACACGACUGUUGUUGUUGUUUCUGCGGUGAUUCUGUCGCUGUCGCUGUUGCUGUUGCUCAUCAUUGCUGUCAUCGGGUAUUUGGUAUAUCAGAGGAAACUGAAGUCAGCACUCCCAGGUUCUGCGUCAGAAUGCUGGCUCAGUUUUGGCCGUUUUUCAGGAUAUGUUGUUGCCAGCAUGUCUUCCAGUGACUCUGAAAGAUCAAGUCAUUCAUCAAUAGAGUCUUGAGACGAGAUCAGACGGAUGAUCGAGGAGAAUCAUCAGAUCUCACUCAUAUAUCUACUCUCAUCUUCAGUUUUCCUCAUUCAUCACAUCAUUUAUUCACUUUAUGAAUAUCAAUGUACUGUUUUAUUUUUUAUUGUUAUGUCUUUUUCUUGGAUAUAUUUUUAAAUGAAUUACCUUUUAUUAUAAGGUGUACAUAAUAUGUAUAUAACUUUAUCUAACAGGGUAACUGAGGGCCUUUCAUAACAGUGAUUAUUCAUUUAGCCUCGCUGUCAAUAUGUGCUUAUAUUUUACUGUUUAUUGAUAUUUGUUUAUUGAUAUGUCGCUUUAAUAUACAUCUUUUGAGUGAUUUAAAAUCAAGUUAUUAAUCAAUAUUUAUCCUUCUAAUUAUUAAAAGAUUUGAAUGACUUCUGUUAAAGGUGCAGUGUGUAAAUUUGAGCGGCAUCUAGCGGUGAGGUUGCAAACCAACGGCUCUCACCCCUCCCUUUCGAAGCAAAAUAGAGAAGCUACGGUGGCCGUCUGGCCGACUCAAGACAAAGAUACAGCAGAGAGUAUGUUAGCCAGUCAAGCGAUGAGGUUUCUUCUUACUUCUAACAAAGAACGGUCUCUGCUUCUAAUAAACCAAACGACGACGACUACUACUACUACUUUUUCGUGCGUGUUCAACGUAGUGACGAUGCAAACUGCCUCUAAAAACAUGAACGUUUUAGAAGAACAACAACAUAGUGACGAAACACGCUCUGUAGAGCAGUUUGUCUGUUUAGGGCUACUGUAGAAACAUGGCGGUGCAAAAUGGCGACUUGACAUGGACCCCGUGGUGUAUGAGAUGGCUCAUUCUAAGGUUAUAAAAACAUAAUGGUUCAUUAUACACCACUGAAAACAUAGUUAUGUAUAUUAUUUUGCACUUCUGUCAAGAGAUCCUCACAAAUUUUACACACUUCACUUUUAAAGAAUUUAUUUUACUUUGUGUUCAUCUUCAAACACUAGAGAAUAAUGAUGAAUAUUGUCUGUACCUCUCUCUGAGAGAAAACUACAACAUAUCAAUAUGUUUUGGGGAAGUAUCCUGUUCAACCAACGUUAGUCUUGAAUUAUCUGUGUAUCUGUGUAUCUGUGCUGGUUCUUUUGUGUUUUCUCAAGUUGGCUCCUAGAAGAGCAGUUCUGUGAUCUCAGAGGGUCACUCUGUGCCUAAACCAGGGUCCUGGUGUCAUCUGUAUAAUAAAUGGAAACAUGCUUAUGUCUAUCAA
Ctenopharyngodon idella (grass carp) is the source of this 2638-nucleotide messenger RNA. Its product is annotated as DLA class I histocompatibility antigen, A9/A9 alpha chain-like. Gene Ontology annotation, biological process: immune response. Gene Ontology annotation, cellular component: external side of plasma membrane. Bases 297 to 1400 code for a protein of 367 amino acids. The transcript is spliced from 8 exons. Lineage: Eukaryota; Metazoa; Chordata; Actinopteri; Cypriniformes; Xenocyprididae. The record is from RefSeq and is a predicted model, not a curated record.